AUGGCAAGUGGGGAUUUGCUCCUUGAGCUAAAGGACCUGGAACAAUACGACAAACUUUCACACCUUGUAGCGUUUGGCAACAUUCCCGUCUCGAGAACAUCCUUCGCCGAAGUGGUGCAACGAGGGCCAGCACCACAACGGCCCCUGGCGGUAGCCCGGACCACGCGUAGCGUGCCCAGGCUAACGCCACUUGCCCCUACGGUGGGAGCAGCCAGUGCUGCCCUGCCCACUCCCAAUCAGUCCACACCAGUGGCCUCGGCAGGCUCUGGCAGCAGCCGGGGCAACGAAGAGGCCAAGGGGGUCCCAUCGACCUCCGGCUUGGUGGGGGCCAAGGCUUCGUCAACCGUGGCGAAGCCUACACUAAGCAAACACCGCUCGUCAAGUCCUUCCUUCGCCGAUGUGACGCGCCGGGGCGCCGCGCCACGUCUUCCGGCGCCCGCAAAAGUCGCACGGAGUGUGACUGCGGUCGCUCCAUCAGCGCCCCCGGCUGGAGUAGCCUGUGCUGCUCCGCCACCUCCCAAAGAGGGCCAGCAGACUCGCGAGCCUGCCGGACCCAAGGCCACUGCAAGCGCAGUUAGGCCAGAAGCUGCCACGAACGUGCCUGCUGAGCGGGCACUACCCACCACCUCGGAAGAGGUGAUGGAUACAACUAACACUCCCCCGGCGUCUCAGACGCCAAAGGAACGGCGCAGCUGUUUGGAGCGUGCGAAAAAAGAGAAAGCCCGCAUUACAGGGCCCGGAACGGGCUCUGUAACUUAG
Molecule: messenger RNA, 759 nt
Organism: Rhipicephalus sanguineus (brown dog tick)
Lineage: Eukaryota; Metazoa; Arthropoda; Arachnida; Ixodida; Ixodidae
Product: proteoglycan 4-like
Exons: 3
Coding region: 1-759 (252 amino acids)
Source: RefSeq, a predicted model, not a curated record